UUUACGAAGUGGAUAGAAUGUGUCCCUUUGAGGAAAGCUAAUGGCGAUAGUGUACAGAAGGCCUUCGAGGAUUGUGCAGCUUGGUAUUCGUCAUUCAACUACUCCGCCGUAUCAUGCCCAAGCAAAUCCGGUUGAGAGAGUAAACAGAGUGGUGAAAACCAUGAUGACUUCGUUUGUCGAAAGUGAUCAUCGAGAUUGGGAUAAAUAUAUUCCAGAUUUUCGCUUUGCGUACAACACUACAGUACAUAGCACAGUCUCGAUGAAGAAGAAGGUGCCGAGGUUUCCCCCGACAACUGUUCAAUGCCUGAGCAGGUUGACGGGAAGGUCACGCAGACCUGUUCCGAAGCCACGAGAGAAGAAGUAUUGGUCGCAGACAGGACUCGAGCCAUGUUGCCUCAGAGGUCGGAUGACCCUCGUACCCUUCAGCAGGCCGAUCGUGUCUUCGCUUUUCCCAGGGGUGCCACCUCUUCCAUCGGCUUCUCCAGUAAUUUGUUUGGCUCCGCGUGGGGAUUCUGAUGAUCGCCGAAUUGAUGCAAAUCACCCUGUAAUUGAAGCCCUCGCGGAGGCAAUUUUAAGGAAUCUGUAUCUCAUUAUUUAGUUUAUAAGUCUUUUCAUGCCGUAUGUAGAUUAUUUGAUGUUUUUUAUUUCUUUUUCCUUUUUCAUAGACACAUGAGUUUGGUGGAAAAUUUUUCUUGAUUUUAACUUGUACUAAAUGGCUGGGUUUUUCUGGCCGAUCGAACUGAGAUGCCGAGUCGAGAGUGGAUUGCAUGCUCCCGCUGAGUUUCACUAACCGUGUUGCCAGUCUGGGAGGGGGUUUUGUAUCGUGAUCUUUUUUUCUCUCUUUUCUUUUCUGUUUUUUCUUGUAAAAGAAAGGGAAAAGAGAACAAAAAUACGCUGAUCCACUCGACUCUUGCUGCACGAGAAUCUCACAUUUAGUACAUAAGGUAGUUUUAAGAGGAAUUCUACUUAAUUCUUAGGAUUGUUGGAGUAAUUUAAUGAAAUAUAUAUUUUUCUUGGUCGACCCAUGAAUGAGGCAUUAGAAUUCUGUAAGGUUAGGUUCGUGACGUAAGGAGCUGUCAUUCGCCUGAUUACCGGAAUCGAGAAAAAGGAUAGACUUGAUUCUUGAAGAGCGAAAAUUGGAAUCAAAUUAAUCUGAUAUUAAAACAACACCAGUUAAAUUAUUCUGCAAGCAAUAGGAGCACGGACUUGAGAAUCAGGUGGGUGCCAGUUUUCUUUUUCGUCUCGGCAUCAUGUUUUUUUAAUUGUAAGGUCGGCCAUUGUUUUCUUUAUAUUUUUACAGUGAAAAUAUUUAACUUUUGUUCCAUUUUAUAUUAAAAGUAGAUACCAUGUUCGGAUACAAUGAGUGAAAAACUAUCUAAGUCGAAAUUGCUGGAAAUCCUUCAUUUAAUUGUUUGUGCGAUGCAAUCGUUUGUAUUCGAUCUUUAAA
Molecule: messenger RNA, 1447 nt
Organism: Belonocnema kinseyi
Lineage: Eukaryota; Metazoa; Arthropoda; Insecta; Hymenoptera; Cynipidae
Exons: 2
Coding region: 41-598 (185 amino acids)
Molecular function (GO): nucleic acid binding
Source: RefSeq, a predicted model, not a curated record